Molecule: messenger RNA, 1972 nt
Organism: Cyclopterus lumpus (lumpfish)
Lineage: Eukaryota; Metazoa; Chordata; Actinopteri; Perciformes; Cyclopteridae
Product: fibroleukin
Exons: 6
Coding region: 653-1921 (422 amino acids)
Source: RefSeq, a predicted model, not a curated record
CAUGCAUGAACAUACAGCAUGUAAAGCAGGUGAAGAGUUCAUCCACAGCAUCAAAAAAAAAAGUCCACUAAUCUUUGAAAGACUGUUUUACAUUUGCUUAAUGUUACACAUGUGGGUGUGUGUGUGUAAACACGCACCUCUGUUUGUGGCUGUGUGGGAGUCUAAGAGAGAGAGCAUGAGAUGAGUUAAUGAGAUGGACAGAUUGUGUGUGUGUGUGUGUGUGUGCGUGUGUGUGUGGUGUGUGUGUGUGUGUGCAGGGGGUGGGUGCAUUAGUCUGUGUCAGACAGCAAAGAGUGCCGCAGUUAUCUAGGAAUCUGAGCCAAAGCAACCUCACUAACAGACAGAGAGCACACGAAAGAGGAGGACUGGGAGUGAGAUGAACUGAGGGAAAAAAUAAAGAAGAAAAGGAUGAAUGAAUCACAAAUAGUAGGAAACAAGACAGAGGACGACGACAAUAGCAAGAUCUAAACAAAAAGGACAGGUCAGCACUCUCCACCUGAAGAAGCAGUUGUUGAGAUAAACGAAAGUGAAGAGAAAGUUGUCUAAGAAUCAUCAAAAACAAAAGGACAAACGAAAGAAGGUUUUCCUUCUUGACCACUGCUCAAGAGUUGAAGACAAAGGUCAGGGUGAUCCUGCAUUUCUGCAUUUUCCUAUGGUUCCACUCGGUUCUCUCAGUUUGCUUCCUCUGCUGUCACUGUAUGUGGCACUGCUGUCCUCGGAAGCGUCUCCAGACUGCACGCACCCUUCCUGCAGAGACAUGCUGGUGGCUGCACCCAUCCAGCCCAGGACGGGAGCAGGAGUGGGUAUUGGGGCCUGUGAGGGUCAAAGUGGCACAACCUCCUGCAAGAUGAGGGUUUCACUUCCGGCUAUCUCAGACGUUCCUCGGAUAGUGGAGCACAGGCACGAGUUUCCUCAGGUUCAGCCUAUGACUGGAGGUGUCAAAGAGCGUCUUGUUCAGCUGCAGCGCUGCAUGCGCUCUCUUCAGGAAACAGGAGGCCCCUGGAGUCACGGGGGCCAGGAGAACAACUCUCUGGGAGCCAUCCUGGCACUAAUGGCAGCUGUGCUGACAGAGUGUGACCUCCACUGUCACAGCCAGGCCCUUGGGGCGAUGGCCAAACGACUCAAGAGUGUGGCUGUGGGAAGAGAGGGGGAGAGAGACCUGUUGCUUUUCCUGAAGAGCAUCACACAAUAUCCACCCACAGUUGCCCCCUUGGAGAGGUUCCAUCCUCAGGACUGUGCAGAGAUUUACAGGCUCGGGAUCAAAGAGAAUGGAAUCUACACCAUCCAGCCUGACCUACACAGGCCGGCAUUGGAGGCUAAAUGCGACAUGGAGACAACGGGUGGUGGGUGGACGGUGAUCCAGAAUCGUCGGGAUGGCUCACUGGACUUCAACAGGACAUGGCAGGAAUACCGCGAGGGCUUUGGCAGUCCUCAGGGAGAGCACUGGCUGGGGAACACAGCGCUGCACGCCCUCACCUCCACUGGCCAACACCAACUUCGCAUUGAGCUGGAGGACUGGCACCAGCAGAAACGCCAUGCUACCUACAACAACUUCAAAGUGGCCUCAGAGGCACAGAGGUACCGUCUAACAGCACGGGAGUUCUCUGGCGAUGCAGGCAAUGCGUUGAGCUACAGCAAACGUUACAACCAUGACAGCAGAUCCUUCAGCACGGCUGACCGAGACCACGACCGUUAUGCAGCUGGAAACUGUGGUCAGUACUACGGUGCAGGCUGGUGGUUCGAUGCCUGCCUGGCAGCUAACCUUAAUGGGCGAUAUUACCGUGGGCGCUACAGUGGGGUGACCAACGGGAUCUACUGGGGGACAUGGUACAUCCUGACAGAUGGACGAACUGGAGAACGCUACUCCUUCAAAAGGGUGGAGAUGAAGAUGAGACCCAGAAACUUUGUCAGAACAUCCUAAGUAAUGGCAACAAUUCUCACAGAUAAUCAUGUCAGUUUUCUUUAGGUCACU